CCUCUUUACUUGCUAGGACCUGAAAUACGACAAAACAACACAACCUAGCAUAAAAUAGGCCAAGGAACAACAAAUUCGAGCUAAAAUGGUCAGGAAACAAGAGUUAAAACAUGUGUAAAUACGACGCUAUCAGUUUCCCCAACCCUUCUCUUCCGAGAUUCUCCCCGAAUUCUCGACCUAACUUUUCUUAUCAAAACACUAUAGCUCUUCCUUGCUAUUUCUUGGUUUUGAUCUCUCGAAAAGGUUAAGUUGCUUUCUUCUCUGCUCGUCUUUUAUACUGAUCACCAACUAGCCGUUGUACACUUUCCAUCUCUGUUCGUCUUUGAUUUGAACACCUACCAUCUUGCUCGAGCGACACAUAAGGUAAGUUUUCUUGUAAUUCGGCCAGCUUUGCAUCUCGAUACUUCUUUCCAUUUUGAGACCAUUGACAAGGUUGCUCUCAACAAUUUUUUGGCGUCCCGAAAACAUAACAGUGGACAGGCCAUCGAGGGUGACGAGACGAACGUGUGCGGGAGACGAACGGUCGGUAGGCUACCGAUCUACUGAAGAACAUGUGGAGAUCGACACAGAUGGAUGGAUCCGACUUGGGAUAAUUGCCCCCUUCCCACAACCUCCUCCACAGACGAGGACACUGCCAAAGAAGGAGAUGAAAUCGAGGGUCAAAUUCGACCUCUUUUCCUUCACCAUCACGCGGCUCCGUUUCGCCGCCCAGUUCCUGUAAAUAUCACCUUUGAUUACAAUCUUAAACCCGACCGAUUCCAUCAGAGGGCGGCACUGAGGAUCUUCCAUUAGAGGGUGGUAUAGGGAAUCAAAAGAUGGGUGGUUGAUGAAGGAAGAACCACACGCAAUUAGAGGAGAAAUUGAGGGGUGGUCGAGGCUUAGAGGAAGCGGGAUUUGGAUCUGAUGGCAUGUCCGACGGUGGAGUUAACAGAGUAGAGGGCGGUAGCGUGAUGGAAGGAGCAGCCGACAACGAUUUUUAGAGAAGAAGAAGAAGAUAAGAAAUGAAUGGUUCUCAA
Molecule: messenger RNA, 1016 nt
Organism: Linum trigynum
Lineage: Eukaryota; Viridiplantae; Streptophyta; Magnoliopsida; Malpighiales; Linaceae
Source: the annotation of a GenBank genome assembly